AUGGAGGCCAAGCAGCAGCUUCAGUGGCUGGAGGAAGUGCUGAAAAAGGCAGAUAGCGCGGAGGCUCGAGGCAAUCAGCCGUGGGUCGUCGUGGCUGGCCACAGGCCGCUCUACUGCUCUCUGGAGAGGCCCACCUGCAGCACCGAGGCUGCCUCUUUGCGCUCCAUCUUGGAGCCACUACUGGUGAGGUACCGGGUCGACCUUUACCUGGCAUCGCAUGUUCAUGCCUAUGAGAGAACCUUCCGGACGGUGAAUGGCUCGGUGUGCAAGGCCGAUGAGACAGAAGACUCCUCUUGUGGGCCGGUGAACAUUGUGAACGGAGACUCUGGCGAGCCUUCUUUGCAGUAUGAAGAUAUGCCAGCCCGCUUCACAGUGAAACGACAUCCUGGCCAGCCCGGCUAUGGUGAGCUUAUCGUGCUGAAUGCCACUGCGAUUGAGUAUCGCCAGCUGGAUGCGACAACGGGGGCAGUCAAUGACCAGUUCAUCAUGUUGAAGGCUUCUUCGGACGAUGCCGAGCUGCAGGAGAACUUUCUGGAGGCUGUCGGCUGGCUGGCCUUCGCUACUGCAUUGGUGACUUUUACUUGCGGGUUCGUGAAGUGGGUACACGCAGAUGGCUUGAAGCGUCGCGACGAGGCUUUGAGGCACCUGCGCACAGAGAUCGCGGUCUUGAGUGGCAUGCCGCUGAAGGUUACCGGAAGCCCUGUCGAAGCCCAGCACUUGGUGGGGGACGCAUCCUCUGGGCUUCACUGA
Symbiodinium sp. CCMP2456 is the source of this 750-nucleotide messenger RNA. Lineage: Eukaryota; Dinophyceae; Suessiales; Symbiodiniaceae. The record is from the annotation of a GenBank genome assembly.